AUGCAGUUUGAUCUAAUAAUCUCAUUGCAUUUGACCACUAGACUAGAAUUGACCACUAGACUAGAAUUGACCACUAGACUAUUGACCACUAGACUAGAAUUGACCACUAGACUAUUGACCACUAGACUAGAAUUGACCACUAGACUAUUGACCACUAGACUAGAAUUGACCACUAGACUAUUGACCACUAGACUAGAAUUGACCACUAGACUAUUGACCACUAGACUAGAAUUGACCACUAGACUAUUGACCACUAGACUAGAAUUAACCACUAGACUAGUAUGUUGCAUUUUAAGAUACCAAAAGUACGAUACCAUCGAACAAUAUUCCACUAGAGCCCCUUUUUUGCAUUUCAAGAUACCAAAAGUACGAUAUCAUCGAACAAUAUUCCACUAG
Molecule: messenger RNA, 396 nt
Organism: Lodderomyces oxycetoniae
Lineage: Eukaryota; Fungi; Ascomycota; Pichiomycetes; Serinales; Debaryomycetaceae
Exons: 2
Coding region: 1-396 (131 amino acids)
Source: RefSeq, a predicted model, not a curated record